UAGGAACGUUUCUGUUCCAUGCGUCUUAUAUAAUCAGUAAUGGCAGUGAUAUUCACCCAAUCAUGCUCAGCCAAUCAUAUAGUUAGGAUUCAGAGGAUCCCAAACUGCUGCCUUACCUUAGGCAUAUAAAGCACUCUUACGCCGCCUUUCCCCAACUUAUCUUUUUCAUCCUUUAGCUACCCCUUCACUUUUAGUCAUCAUUAUAACCCACCCCUGACAACUAUAAUAUAUACCCAACCCUAGGUAUACAACCCGCCCAGAUACCUAAGCAUGUCUCUCUCAAGCCUGCCUCCCGAGACCCUGUCUUUAGUCCUAGAGUUCCUCGCAGACGAAGACUUGACCUCUCUCAUACUUGCCCAACGUGUAUGUAAGCGCUUCCAAGCAACCAUAGAACGCAUCCUAUUCCAGCUACCCUUGAGGAGGGCAUGGGACGGAACCAACCCAAUCGGUGUCUGUCCUCUCCUCUUAGGCAAGUUCAGCCACCUAUUCGUGAACGGAAAACGUGAAUUUAGUCCUGACGAGGGCUGGAAUACUGGGAUACCGUUCCGUCGUUUACCAUGGGCUGCUAAGCGCCAGGCGGAUGGAGCAGCAGUGAAAGCGGUUGCGAUGCAGGACUCGCCGUACUUACGCCGUGAGGCAAGCUGGCGUCGUCUAAGCGUAACGUUCGGCGCGGGGCCAAGCGUUAGGUCGGUAGAUGUGAUAAAAGUGCUGACCGUGUACGGCGGGACGAGCAUGGAGUACAAGCAGCUCGAUAUCCCACCGCCGUUGUCUGAGGUAUCCGGGAACGCUGACGAGAGCGUGGAAGAGGGCAGAGAGGGUAUCCUGACUAUGGGCCUGCUCUACGACCUGCUCGCGUCAGGCGUAGGCCACAUGGGCCAAAUAACGACGAGUUGGCAGUUCCUACCCGGCAGCCGGCUGGGCAGCUACAACGACUGGCAAAAGCUGCGACUCCAGAACCGAUACCCGGAUGUCAAGCGGAUCAAGGAGCUGUUUGUUAAAGACAAUGAGAGCGCGGUGUUGUUUGUUACGGGACACAGGGGAUGCACGAUGGGCAGGCGUAUGAGAAGGAAGAGUUGCAGUGAGGAGGAUAAGGUGUGGGAACCCAAGGUUAUUGGCGGCAUUCCGAUUAAGAUACGGUCAUGGCAAGAACCAUCUCCAGAUCGCUUCUCGAGGACGUAUGAGAAUAAAGAUAUGAGAGAGGAGAGAAGGGCGCAAGAGGCAUAAGUUAACGUAUUAGGUAACUUACCUAGAUACUACAUUUUCUUAAUCCUCCAAGGUCAAAUAGGGGUAUUCUAGUUCAUACAAGCUAAUAAGGACCACUUUUUCAUUUUUGCCGUGUAAGCCUAAAGGCAUGGCCAAUUUUACCGCUCAGUCUUACUUAAGCCUCGGCCGGCCUCCGGAGACGAGUCGGGCUUUAUUCCCGUUAGCGGGUCCGGGGUGAACCGGUCUCUUGAACUUUAAACGG
Messenger RNA from Daldinia loculata, 1465 nucleotides. RefSeq lists its product as uncharacterized. Bases 271 to 1224 code for a protein of 317 amino acids. Lineage: Eukaryota; Fungi; Ascomycota; Sordariomycetes; Xylariales; Hypoxylaceae. The record is from RefSeq and is a predicted model, not a curated record. Gene Ontology annotation, molecular function: protein binding. The transcript has a single exon.